Messenger RNA from Rubroshorea leprosula, 2227 nucleotides. The record is from the annotation of a GenBank genome assembly. NCBI's taxonomy places the organism in Eukaryota, Viridiplantae, Streptophyta, Magnoliopsida, Malvales, Dipterocarpaceae.
GGCCUUGCUUGCUUGAAUCUCUCUCCUCUUCCUCUCCACUGUAAUAAAAAGCCCAACAAACAGUAUGAGAACUAAACCAGCAUAACAUAAACAGACAAACCCAAGCCAAGGAGAGGAGACCCAUUUUUUUCCUCUUCACAUACCCUUAAUUUCUCUCCUUUGUCAUGGAGAUGGAACUCCUCUUCUGCUUCGAGAUACUUAUCGUCACCUUGGUGGUGUCUGUGUUCGUGUUGAAGCUCGGCAUUCUGCUUUGGUGGAGACCUCGGAAAAUCGAAGACCAUUUCUCCAAGCAAGGAAUUAGAGGUCCUCCUUACCAGUUCUUCAUUGGAAAUGUCAAGGAGCUUGUUGGAAUGAUGCUCAAGGCUUCCUCUACACCCAUGCCUAAUUUCUCCCACAACAUUCUCCCUAGAGUCCUCACCUUUUAUCAUCAUUGGAAGAAAAUCUAUGGUGCCACAUUCUUAAUUUGGUUUGGUCCCACCGUCCGGCUUACCGUCUCCGAUCCCGACUUGAUCCGGGAAAUCUUCACCUCCAAGGCAGAAUUGUACGAGAAAAUCGAACCUCACCCACUUGUCAAACAGCUUGAAGGCGAUGGUCUCCUCAGCCUCAAGGGUGAAAAGUGGGCUCAUCAUAGGAAAAUCAUUACUCCUACCUUCCACAUGGAAAAUCUCAAACUCUUGGUUCCUUUGGUGGCUAAGAGCGUUACCGACAUGCUGGACAAAUGGUCGGCAAUGACAACCUCCGCCGAGGUUGAAAUCGAAGUUUCCGACUGGUUCCAGACACUCACCGAAGAUGUCAUAACCCGUACGGCCUUUGGUAGCAGCUAUGAAGAUGGAAAGGUCAUUUUCAGUCUACAAGCACAACAAAUGGUCAUUACCGCCGAGGCAUUUCAAAAAGUUUUCAUUCCCGGCUACAGAUUUUUACCCACAAAAAAGAACAUAAGAUCAUGGAAGCUGGACAGGGAAAUAAAGAAGUCGCUUAUCAAGUUGAUCGAUGGCCGGAAAACGAAGUCCGGGAACAUAAUGCAAGAGAAAGGGGCAAAGGAUUUGCUGGGAUUGAUGAUUCAGGCGUCAAAUUCUUCCCCAAGUGUAACCGUCCAUGACAUAAUUGAAGAGUGCAAAAGCUUUUUCUUCGCUGGCAAACUCACCACAUCCAACUUGCUGACGUGGACAACCAUUCUUCUUGCAAUGCACCCACAGUGGCAGGUGCAAGCACGUGAGGAAGUCAUCAAGGUGUGUGGAUCACGUGAUAUACCCACCAAAGAUGAUAUUGUGAAGCUUAAGACGUUGAGUAUGAUCCUCAAUGAGUCCCUGCGGCUGUACCCGCCAACAGUUGCCACGAUCAGACGGACAAAAGUGGAUACUGAGCUUGGGGGUUACAUGAUCCCUCGUGGGACCGAGCUGUUAAUACCAAUCCUAGCCAUCCAUCAUGAUCAAGCUAUAUGGGGAAAUGAUGCUAAUGAGUUCAACCCCGGGCGGUUCUCGGAAGGCGUGACACGCGCCGCCAAGCACCCCGGCGGGUUCAUUCCCUUCGGUCUCGGCCUCCGGACAUGCGUUGGACAAAAUCUAGCCAUGUUGGAAGCAAAACUAACCAUUGCUAUAAUACUCCAAAGGUUCACAUUCAGGCUGGCCCCCACGUACCAGCAUGCACCAACGGUCCAGAUUAUGCUUUACCCACAACAUGGGGCACCCGUCAUCUUCCAACCCCUUUCUCAACCAUCCGAUCCCACCAUCCCUAGUGAUGAAGGGUCAUGAUUUAAUCACCUUCCUUACAAGUAUCUAUCCUUUGUGUGUGAGUGAGUGUAUGCUACAUCGUGGAGUGACCAAAAUACCCUCAAUUGUUGCCUUUUCUCAUCAACCCCUCCAAGAGAUAUUCUCCGAGAAAAUCAAUCAAUGCCCUUAUAUAUAUAUUCCCAUAUUUCUCCCCUACACUAAACUGACCCUUCUUCCUCAUGUUUUUUUUUUUUUUUUUACCAACACAGUUUCGCAUGUUAUCAAUUUGGUUUUUUUUUUUUUUACCAUAAGUACUGUUUUGCCCUUUGGCUUGGAAGCAUUAUCAGUCUGUAGGAUCCUUUGCAUGCAGAAAUGGCUAACAAUUUUCAUUUUUUUUUUGUGAAGCUGGUUGUAUGUAAUGUGUAUAUUUUGCAACACAGUUUUGUAAUAUUAUUAUUAUGAUUAUUAUUGUGCAUUCAUGAAAUUGGUUGUAGUAUUAAUAAUUAAAAACCACUAGC